Molecule: messenger RNA, 1161 nt
Organism: Phacochoerus africanus (Common warthog)
Lineage: Eukaryota; Metazoa; Chordata; Mammalia; Artiodactyla; Suidae
Gene: SMIM22
Product: small integral membrane protein 22
Exons: 4
Coding region: 103-366 (87 amino acids)
Biological process (GO): regulation of cell population proliferation
Source: RefSeq, a predicted model, not a curated record
AGGAGGUGCGGAUCCGGAAGCAGGAAGUCGUCUGUGCUCCCAGGACCAGGGACCUGCCCGGCCGGGAAGCUCCAAGGUGGCACCCAGGACUGUCCGGCUGAGAUGGCUUUGUCAAGGGCGGGCCUGGAGCAGGAGCUGAGCGCCACAGGCCAGCAAGUGCUGGGGAAGCUGAGGAGCCACCAGCUGUUCCAGUCCCAGUGGGACACCGGGGCCUUUGUCAUCUUCCUCAUCUUCCUCGGCGUCGUGCUGCUUCUGCUGCUGCUCGUCUUCAUCCACUGCUGCUGCUGUAGCUGCUGUGACCGCCACUCCUCCAGGCCCCAGAAGGAACACUCCUGGGGGGUUGAUAACUUGGCCCUGGAACCUUAGCCGGAGAGCCCUGCCCCUCGUCUUUGUCUGCCGGACAGCAAGAACCAUGCCUCGUUCAGCCAAAGCCGGAGUCUGGAGCGGGUUCUGAGCCUCUUGUGUGUGGGGGGGGGACGGACGGACAGGGCAGCCCCCCCCGCCCCCUUCUUCUAGAUGCCCCCAGGUCUCUCAGCCUUCAGCUGGAAUGACUGUCCCCAGGAGACCUUAGGUGACCUGCUGUAGCCACUCAGUGACUGUCCGUGACCAUCCCACUUGGCCCCUUGGCACCUGGGAGGCCAGGGGCUCAGUCCGCAGUCCCUGGGUACUCUGCCAGCUCCUGGCCAUCACGAAGCCCUGGCCAGGUCCCCACUCAGACAGACACGAGGGCUCCAGGCAAAGUCAGAUGAUCUUUAUUCCUCAGAGGCCCCAGCAGGGUCAUGGAGUGAACACAGAUAAGGGCAUCACAGCUCAUGGUGGGCGCCUUCUGUCCCCCUCUCCUGACGCAGAGCCUAGGGCCACCACCCAUGCCACGCCCUCCAGGGGCGGGGAGUGUGUGGCUCCCCUCAACGUCCUCAGCUGCCCCAGGGAGGGGAGGGAGGGAGGAGGGCCAGCCCCACCCUGAGUCCAAAGGUUCCAGCCUUCUGCGGAGGGCAGGGCUGGGACUUUGGCCACCUCACAGCCCCGCCUUCCUGACCCCGCCCCCCCCAUUCCAAAACAAACCGCAAGCCACUGUCCCUUCGUCCCAGAGUUCGGGUCCAUCCGUGCAGACGUGACAGGCAGGACAGGGUGAAGAGGGAAAUAAAUAGCCCGUGGUGCACA